Toxorhynchites rutilus septentrionalis is the source of this 5815-nucleotide messenger RNA. RefSeq lists its product as uncharacterized. The coding region runs from base 839 to 5473 and encodes 1544 amino acids. The record is from RefSeq and is a predicted model, not a curated record. Lineage: Eukaryota; Metazoa; Arthropoda; Insecta; Diptera; Culicidae. The transcript is spliced from 2 exons.
ACGUUGCCGAGAAGCGGCACUUUAGCAGCAUCAGUCCACCGCGAGCAAGCAUCCAAUGCGUUUCGGGACAAGUCCGGAUCGGUUCGAAUAAUCCAACCAGUGAAGUUAAGUGAAGAUUUGGAGUGCGUUGAUGAAACCCGUUGGACAGCAGAAGACUGGGAUAAAACGAUUAAUUUCGAAUUCGUGCGUGUGUGUGGGGACUGUUUGUGUCAGCUUCAAUUACGGUUGGUAAUUGUAGGAAUAUUUAUGCGACUGGUGACGAAAGUGCUAUGUGCGAAGAUUCUGUGAAAAUUUCGAAUUAAAAAUAAUCGAAGAGAAGAAAACCGACCUAGUGACAGUACUGUUUGGGUUGUGAAGAUAACAAGUAUCAGCGCGAAGCGCUGUGAAUUUUCUGUGAUUUAUUGCGAGCGUGAAGACCAAUUGUUUUGAGUGGUCGAACAGUGUGUCAAACGACAGAUUAUUUUUAGGGCAAAAAUAAAGGCUCAGUGUUUUUGUUGAGAAGAGCAGUUAGUCACAUUCAUUCCAAUCUACAGUAGCGUAUGCAACAGAACAAACACUCGGAGGUCACAAAAGUGGUGUAAUCUUUCCCGAAAGAAUUCAACGGCUGCGGAACACGGUGGGAUAGCAAGGGCAAAAAUAGAACUGCAUCGGGUGACUGUCGGCAGACCUGCCAAGUAGGAAAUCUUCGCAUCACUGACUCAAACCACACGCACCAUAAACCUCGCCCAGUGGUAGCUCUGGAACUCGGCCACAGCACGUGUCUCUGGCGCACAAAAUUUCCUUAGGCGAAUCCAGUAGGAAAAAGUGGCUAUUUUUAGCGGCCCAUCGGUUUUUCGAAAUGUCUUUCUGUCGCAUCACAGGAAAAUGCCGCUCUCUACCGAAACCCAACUACUUCCCUAUGCUGCCGCCCAUUUCUCCGGCGGAUGCAAAGCGAUUCUGCCGAGUAACGGGAAAGUCCUAUGGUUUGCCGUCCCAUCACUUCAUACCGGUGGUUCUCGUCAAAUCGGCCGCUAGCAGUAAGUGCAAAAUAACAAACAUUUCCGGAGAGCUCGAGCCUCAUCACUACCAGCCGGGAACCUAUGGCAGCCGGAAGCACGUCGUCAUCUGUGAAGUGCGUUAUGUGUUCCCACUGCUGGAUCCGGAGGAUGAUUCGCAGAAAAAUCUCACCAGUAUUUUGGCACGGAAGAACAAAGCCAUGGAGCAGAGUCUUUAUGUGUACAAGGUCGAUCAACGAAACUUUGGGUUGGUUUUCCCUGCCCGACUGGAAGCGGCCGUACGCGAUGGGGAUGUCCGCGACGUAAUGCUCGCGAAGGAGUCCGACAAGCUGCUGAUCAAGCUCAACAAGGGAAAUAGUGUUUCGGUGAGCCUCAAAAAUGUGGAACAGGCGGAGCUGGAGAAUCUGUACGAGGGCGAAGGUCCCCGCGAAGAGGUUAUUAAAAAGCGAGAGAAGGAAGACGCCAAAAGGCCCAAGCCGAAAAGCAGAACCAACUGUUCCAGCAUAGCGAAUAUCUUCGAGCAGAAGGAGAAAAUUCAAGAUCUCAAGGAGGAGGAAGAACAGAAAUUCAUCGAAGCCCACCGGGAGAAGGCAGCUCGAUUGGCUUGCGAGCGUCGCGAGCGGCAACUCGCCGAGAAGCUGAAGGCGCUCAAACUUAACGAACACUUGAUCGAACAGGAAAGUGAACUGAGUGAUUUGAUCAAACCCAUGAUCGAGUCCUGGGAUUGGAACACGCUGGCCAGAGAAGCAUCGGAGAAUCGUUCGACCACCACCGCCGUCACCAGUCUGCCGGAAGCGCAUCAAAUUACCCCUCUAAACAUGGAACCCAAAAAACUUCAAGUGGAUCAUUUGCUGCUCGAAAAAUGCUCCGGCAUGGAGGCUGCUUCCUACGUCGGAUCCAUCACUCCGGCCAGGAUCGAUCUCAAACCCGAGCAUUUGAACGCGAUCAAAUCGAUUUCACCCGCACAACUUGCCACCCUAGCCCACGUUGAAGAACGUCUCGCAACGCACCCGGAACUUCUACCCCACCUGGAUGAUUUGGCUUCAGUUGUGAACCGCCUGCAAGAAUCCCAGCUAACCGAAGUGGAUGGUGUUCCGGGGAUUAAACUCGUUGUCAAUCACCAGGAAGUUUUCAUCCCCGGCCAGACGAUCAUCGUGAACGCUAAGCCAGUCUUCGUUCCCGGCCAAACAAUGGUGUCGCAAAGCGGCGACCUGCAGUUCGUCCCAGGCGUCACGAUCACCUCGCACGAAGGCACCAUCCAGUUUAUCCCCGGUGAGAUCAAUUACACGAAAGUGGGGAAACCACAGGGAUUCGUCGCGGGUAAAGUUAUCGAGGGUAAGUUUGUCUGCGGUCAGGUACUGAUCAUCAACGAUGAACCACAGUUUGUGCAAGGUCAGACGAUCGUUACCCCCGAAGGGGUUAGCAAGUUCGUUGCCGGUGUGAUGGAUGAAGCUUCGGGAAUGUUCGUUCCUGGACAAAACGUUGAAACGCCUGAAGGCGUGAGGUUCAUCCCCGGACAGACGAUAACCGUCAACGGGAAGGAGAAAUUCGUGCCCGGCCAGACGAUCAUGAGCAAGAAGAGCAAGGAGAUGGUGUUUGUACCUGGUCAAACAGUGGCAGACGAGCAAGGCGCGCUGAAGUUCGUCCCCGGUAAGACCGUAGUCACCUCGGAGGGAGCCAAAUUCGUGCCCGGUCAGUACGUGGAUGAGACGUUCGUUCCCGGAAUCACCAUUGGAGAAGAAUUCGUGCCAGGUGUGAAUAUCGAGACGAAGGAGGGUUCGAAGUUCGUCCAAGGUCAAAUCGUUCACACCAAACAUGGGGAUGUGUUUAUGCCGGGUACGACAACGGUGGGUGAGGAUGGAGCGGUGAAAUUCGAACUGGCUGCUACAAUCGAAGCGGUCAAGUUCAGUGAGUCCAUUCCGGUGGGCAUGGUGAUGGAUGGUGACAGUAUGAAGGUUACCGAGUCUAAUUUGUGUGUGUUUGGUCACAUGGUUCAGAACGACAGCGGGGUUGAGUUCUACCCAGAGAAGAUCAGGAAGGAGGAUCUCCCACAGGGAAAAAUCAUCUCUGGUAAACUGAUCAAACAAUCAGCGGAAACCAAGUUCGUGCCUGGAAUCAUAGUGGACGAUGGGUUCAUUCCUGGCCAGGUGGUACACACCGACCACGGGGAACAAUUCGUACCCGGUCAAGUGAUUGAAACAUCCGAGGGGCUGAAGUUUGUCCCGGGUCAGAUUAUCGAAACCAAAACCGGCCCGAAGUUCGUUCCCGGUCAAACUAUGCAAACGGUAGAUGGACCGCGUUUCGUUCCCGGUCAGAUCAUCAACACAAGAGCUGGUCCCACGUUUAUUCCCGGUCAGGUGAUAUGCACUGACGAUGACGGCGAAAAGUUCGUUCCCGGACAGAUCGUGGAUACGGACGAUGGGCCGAGAUUUGUUCCGGGUCGCGUGGUUGAAACUGAAAAGAAGGUUACCUUCAUCCCGGGAAAGAUCGUUCAAACCGCCGACGGGCCCAAAUUCGUUGCUCCGGAUUUGAAGGACACCGAGGACGGAGAUGAAGAGUUCCUGGUGCAAAGUUUCACACUCACACCCGAAGAGCUGAAACUGUUGAAGCCUAGCCAGAAUGCGACAACGUUUGAUUCGGAGGAAAGCUUUCUGCUGGCAACCCUGGACAGUUCGAUGCUGGAACAGCUUUCCGAGGCUGGAAUGCACGUUGGACGCCAGGUUGAAGCCUCUGCCGUUGAUUUUGUUCUUCAGAGUACUAAGGAGCGGAAGGCUCUCCAGCAGUUCAUGGCAGAGCUUGGUAUUCAAAAGGGUAGUAUGGAGGUUCUGGAGAACAUCUUCGAUGGGCUGAAGGCCGUUUGUAAUCGCGUUAAUUUGGAAUCGCUACAGUAUGAGACAGCGAUCGAAAAGCAACCGGAUGUUUCCAUUUGUAAUGGUUCGAUCGGGGUCGUUGAGACUCUCGCGACAAAUCUGGCCACGAUCUUGGCGAAGGGCGGUGAAAUAGAGACUCGCAGCAUGUACGAAGUGGUAGCCGAAGCGAUUAAAAUGUCCUGCGAAGAGUGUAGUGUGGAAGAUUUGCAGCACGUCAUGGAAACGCAAGCUAUUGUGGAUUAUCUCGCCGCUGUGGUCAAUCGAACGAUCGUUAAGAGCAAUAUCGACCAGAAGCUGAAAACAAUCACGGCCCUUGCGGGUGAUGAAGAUGAAGGGAUCGAAGUGGGUAUUGUGUCUCGUACCGGUGCUAUCGACGAGUUUUGCCAACUUAUGGACAACGACAGCAUGUCGGAAGCGUUCGUAAAUUUGCUAAAGAAGGACGAGAAUUUAUUCCGCUCGAUCGUCAAUAGUUUGAAGGUUUCUGGCGUGGUCGAGGAUAGUGUGAACAUUUCCGACAUCCUCCAAGCGGCUGUCGUUGACAGCAUUCAGGAAAAAACCCAAACCGCCAUUGUUGAUAUGCUUAACGAGCCAAAUCGCGAACAGCUGACGGCACUGUUGAAGAAAUCGGAAGCACUUGCUUCAGCUCUUGGACACAGCAAAGAGGCAGAAACGUUCGAGUACUUGCUCCAGCAUCCGGAAGCGCUGAAAGAUCUAAACAAGGAAGACGAGCUGUUCACCAUCAUCAACCGAGUGUUGAUUAUGGAGGAGCUGGCAGAGGAUGACGACGAGUACAGGGAACUGAUCGACAGUUUGGAGAAAACGCCGGCUCACGCAACGAAAAGUGACAAGUUGCGUCAGUUGAUCAGACAAAGUGGUGCGUUGUCGUUCACCCCCAGCAAAAAGCAAACAAUUGAAACCUCGGAGGACAUCCCGAUGUCGUUGUUCUACACAAACAACCAACUCGCUAUCGAGGAGUUCCUGCUGAAGAGCGGUCAAACCCGAAGACACUGUCCGAAAGCGUUCCUGAUCAUCAAAACAGGCAUCCAAGCAGUAAUCCCACGGGAAUCCAGCCACGAAGUCCUUGCCGGAAAAAUUGCCUACACGGUGCUGGAUGAGAACGGAAUUCGUCAUUUUCAGCCGAUGAAUGUGCUGAGUGCGCUGAAAAUAACACCACGCUUCCUGCAUCGGUUCUCGAUGUACACCUGCGAUAUCUGUGAGGAGCCGGACAACGAUACGCUUAGCAGUAGCAGCAGCCAUGAUGGGGAACUGGAAGAUACCCACAUCUACCGACCACUAUCGAGAAGGGGUUCUAUGUACAACAGUGCCACCUCGACGAAUGGGUACCUGAAGGAUGACGGACACGAUCACGGACUCUAUCGCAAGUCGCUGAAAAAUGGCUAUCAUCACCCGCCUCACAAUCAUCAUCACCAUCAUCAUCAGAAGCAUCACCAUCACCAACAGUAUCCACAUUAUGACGAGAACAUUAAGACUCUACCAAUGGCGAUGCGGAUAGCGAUCAAGGCCUCACUUGCGCGGGAAGUACCCAUCAUCCGGUCAUCCAGUCGGGAUUACAUUCAUCGAUCAUCCUCGAUGGCACAUCUGAAGUGAAGGUUUUUUAAAUGUUUGGUAGGAACAUAUCCAUACUAGUUAAGGAACUGUGGUCUAGCGAUUAAGUAUGAAUAUAUUUAGCCCUUGUGAUGGUGACAAAAAUGCAAGGUUUUGAUAGAAAGCCAACAAAAUAUAUAGAAGAAAUUCAAAACGUUAGUAUUGCUACACAACAAUUAGGCUGCCAGUGUAUAAUAGUAUAGUACCGCAAGGACAAAUUUGUAUCUAAGGCUUAAGACUAUUUUAGCAAAUCAAUAUUUUGAUAUUUUUUAUUCUGAGAAACCGAGAAGAUGUAAACAUUUAAGUAAAUUAAAUACGAUAAACAAUAAAGAAAGUGAAAAUCGA